AAAACGUUUCCGCCUAAAUAGUAAUAUAUAACAGAGUAAGUUGUGCAAUAAUUCACAUUACAUUGGAGAAUGUAAAAAUACAUAUUUAUCGUAGAGCGUAACUAAAUUUUAUAUUACCCUCAGACUACUUUACUACAAUGAGACGGUUUAUUCUUCUCGCCUUUAUUAGCAUACUCUUAAUGAAGAAUGUCACACCUUCGAAAAACCGAAAAUAUUCUUCAAAUCUGGCAUGGUUGUUUGGCUUGAACAACAAACCAAAUGAAAAUAAAGAAGAAAAUAAAGAAGAAAGUAAGGAUAAAAAUGAACCUAUCGUAUGCCAAACUCAAGAGUGCAAAAAAAUAGCACGGAUAAUGUCGGAAAACAUGGAUAAAUCGGUAGAUCCGUGCGAUGAUUUCUAUGAAUACGCAUGUGGAAAAUGGCCAGAGCAUAAUCCUAUUCCGGAAGGAAUGGAUUCUUGGAACAUGUUCUAUAGUUCACAAGUAAAAGUUAUAAAUCAAAUAAAAGAAAUUUUUGAUGAGGGACCAAAGGAUGACGAUCUUUUGGCGAUUAAGCUUGCGAAAAAAUGGUAUACGGUUUGCAUAGAUACAGAUACAAUGGACAGGCGAGGUCUCGAACCUGUUGUCUUUACUCUAUCGCGAAUAGGUGGUUGGCCAAUGAUAAUGGAACCGGAUGAAUGGAACGAGCAAGAGUAUAGCUGGCAAAAAGUGGAUGAUCAAUAUAUGCGCUUAACAGGAAGAAAUGCUUUUCACGACGUGGACGUGACAUAUUAUAGUUGGAACGAUUCACGGAAAAUAGUACAUAUUGAUACUCCACAUUUACCUCCGAAAACACUUAAACUCUGGGUCGAUGAUGACGAAGAAGAAGAAAAACAAGAUAAAAGCGAGGAUCCUAGCAACGAAGAGAACCAAAGUGACGAAAAUGAUAGUCAAGAACCUGGAAGCGAAGGCGAAGAUCACGACGAAAGCGGUAAUAAUAGUAACGAUGUUAAUAAUGAUGCUAAAAACGACGACGACGAUGACAUUGAUAGUGAUGAUAAUGACGAUGAUGAUGAUGAUGAUGAUGAUCACGAUGAAAAGAGUGAUGAUGAUAAUAACGAUAACGAUAACGAUAGAAACAAACAGGAUGAUGAUAAAAACGCAAAGAAAGUUGGUAUGAAAAAAUCUUAUAAGUUCGCAAAAAAUAAAAAAGUGGGACAUGGUAGAAAAAUAAAGAGUAAUACUCAUUCCAAAAAGAAUGAGAAUCAUAAACUGAAUCAUAAAAAAGAAAGGAUAAAAAGACGAGCAAUGCCAACACAUGUUCACGAGAAAUUACAUGCGCGGAAGAACAAAAAGCAUCGCGUAAAGCAAGCACGUGUAGAGGUGACAACACCGAAGAUUACUACAGAAGUACCGAUUGAUGAAGAUAAUUACAUAAAACAAUAUGCUAAUUACAUCUCAAAAGUAGGUCGUGCCUUAGCUAAAACAAGAGGCGUUAAAGUUUCGGAGGAACAUAUGAAUAAAGAUAUCGAAGACAUGAUUAAAUUUCAAACAAAACUGUACGAAAUUACUUUAGAUGACAGCGAUGAUGAAGAGAUGACGCUCAACGAUUUCCAGGAAUGGUAUAAUAAAAAAAAACCUAAAACUGUCAACAGUGCGAUUGAUUGGGUGUACAAAAUUGGAGAAUUGUUUGACGAGGCCCAUGUGACAAUAAAGAACGAUUUAGAUGACUUAGAUUUGGAAAUUGGUUCAAUAGGGUACUUUGAAAAUCUUGUUGCUUUAUUGGACGAGACGUCAAGUCGUACAAUUGUAAACUAUAUACAUUGGAAUUUCUUGAGUAAACUAAUAAGAACUACUAUAAGUGAAAUGAGAGAAUUAUAUUACGCAUGGGAAGGAAAAGAAAAUACUAAUGAUGCAAAAAUUAUGGGAAUUCUUGUAAAAUCGUUUAGAUGUGCAAAGGAAAUAGAGAUGCAUGAUAUUCUAGCAUAUGAAUAUGUGAGAAAUUAUUUCUCUGAUGAAAUCCUAACAACCGCAUCCGAUAUGAUAGAUGAUAUACAAAAGGAAGUCGAAUAUCAAAUUAAAAAGUCGGAAUGGAUGGAUGAGGAUACUAAAGAUUUUGUUUUAGCGAAAUUAGUAAAUAUGGAGAAAUUUAUUGGAUAUCCAGACUGGUAUAAAAAUAAUACUGUCGUCAAGCGAUAUUUUCAAGGACUUAUUGUCGGCAAUUCAUAUUAUGAAAAUACACUCAGUUAUGAAAGAUACAGUAAAUGGAAAGGAUUGCGAAGAUUGAUGCAAAACGAUGAAGAUGAAGAUGAUGAAUUAAUGACGAUAAGUCCUGUAAUGGUAAAUGCCUUUUUCGCGCCAGAUUUAAAUUCCAUAGCUCUCUCAGCGGCAGAUUUUCAGAGUCCUUUAUUCGCUUAUGGUCGACCACAAGCAAUUAAUUAUGGUAUUGUUGGAACAAUUAUGGGUCAUGAAGUUAAUCAUGGAUUUGAUAACGAUGGAUAUAGAUUUGAUAAGAAUGGACAUGUCGUAGAAUGGUUAUCCGCAAUGGCCAGAGCGUAUAGCAAAAGGGCAGAAUGUUUUGUAGAUCAAUUUAAUAAUUAUUCCAUUCUUAAAAAUUCGAAUUAUACAAUAAAAGACUAUGGCAAUCAAACGGCGGGAGAGAAUAUCGCGGACACAAUGGGACUAGAGGCAGCAUUUAGAGCGUAUCGAAGAAGAGAAAGGGAAUGCGGAAACACGAAUACUGUAUUACCGGGUCAUGAACAGCUCUCUAAUGAUCAACUUUUCUUUUUAUCUUUUGCUAAUUUGUGGUGUGAAACUGAAACAAAUACAGCAGAGGCCAAGUAUGAUCCACAUAGCGUUGGGAGGUUGAGAGUGAUAGGAACCCUUUCAAAUGCAGAAGAUUUCGCUAUAGCUUACAAUUGUCCGACCGGUAGUGUUAUGAAUCCUGAAAAAAAAUGCCAUAUCUGGAAGUGAAUGAUUUAUACAAGUAUUAAAAAUUAAAUUUGCUGAUGUUUGAAAAUGUAAACUAAUUGACAAAAGUUCUUUAUUCACAUAUAUUAAUAAAUAAAAUAAAGCAUGCCAUAAAUAAA
Messenger RNA from Monomorium pharaonis (pharaoh ant), 3064 nucleotides. RefSeq names its product endothelin-converting enzyme homolog. Gene Ontology annotation, biological process: protein processing. The coding region runs from base 138 to 2948 and encodes 936 amino acids. Gene Ontology annotation, cellular component: plasma membrane. Lineage: Eukaryota; Metazoa; Arthropoda; Insecta; Hymenoptera; Formicidae. The record is from RefSeq and is a predicted model, not a curated record. The transcript is spliced from 18 exons. Gene Ontology annotation, molecular function: metalloendopeptidase activity.